AUGGAGCCGAAUGAACCCAUCAACGCCAAGUUUUACCAGCCUGGGAACGGCGGGAGUCUGAUCUUUGAGCACGACCUCAACACCGUCUCGGACUUUCUUGGACGCCCACACCCCGAGUUCCACGGGAUCCAGGUGGACGACCAGGAUCUGGACAACGCCCGUGCUUACGCCAACCAUACUCACCUUGCAUUGGCAACUCAUGCCGAUGCCAUCAAGAUGCUUGCCCAGGACAGCAAGAAGGGUCUCAUCCUGAUCUCGCAAAGGAUCAGCAAUAGCUGUGUGUACUCGAGGACUCUUAGGGAAAGAAAAGCACUUUUCUCUCUCAGCAAUCCACCGGACCAGAAACUCAAUUCCGCACUGCUGCUGAGUCGUCGGACUUAUCCACCUAGGGAUUCGUGGAAUUUCCGUUUUUGAAUUCGCCCUUUUUUUGCGGGUACUAAGAGUCCUCUCACUACCAACCAGCAGACAUCAUCAUCUGGCUGGGUCUUGCCGGGGAGAUCAAAACAAGAACUCACGCCUAGACGACGACGCCCGUCCUGGGCUGCAGUAAGUAGAUCGAGAGGUCGUUCCGCCCCUUGUCCCCGAAGAUGGGUAAUAUGUUCUCAUACAAUGUUGCUCCAACUUUUUUUCGAGGGCCUAGCUGGCGAGCGAUCCCAGUCCGCGGCAGAGAACAAGACAGCAAGCGAGCGUACCUUUGUUCGCUUCUUUUCCACCAAGCACAGAAGUUUAAGGAGAACUGUAGGUCGGUGGCUACCUAAGGAAACUCCGAUUCGAUCCGCCCCCCGGCUUGGAGGCAUCUACCUCAUCCCGAUCACAAGGAGAGGUUCACCAUGA
This is a messenger RNA of Lolium rigidum, 834 nucleotides long. RefSeq lists its product as uncharacterized. The record is from RefSeq and is a predicted model, not a curated record. NCBI's taxonomy places the organism in Eukaryota, Viridiplantae, Streptophyta, Magnoliopsida, Poales, Poaceae.